This is a messenger RNA of Neoarius graeffei (lesser salmon catfish), 2467 nucleotides long. RefSeq names its product RNA binding motif protein 48 (gene rbm48). The record is from RefSeq and is a predicted model, not a curated record. Lineage: Eukaryota; Metazoa; Chordata; Actinopteri; Siluriformes; Ariidae. Gene Ontology annotation, cellular component: nucleoplasm. The coding region runs from base 901 to 1779 and encodes 292 amino acids. Gene Ontology annotation, molecular function: nucleic acid binding. The transcript is spliced from 5 exons.
GGAUACACCGCGAGUUUAUAAACACCAUGAGCAACAGAAAGUCUGUCACACAAGACCGAAAUACAGGGAGGGAAGACGACCAAAAGCCGUCAAGGUUAGCUUGGGUUUAUUUUUAUACUUAUGAAGGGACGAUAGUUUAAUGGGGUUAAACUUGACUGCUUUAGGUUGGGGAGGUUAUACAGUCAGUCAAAGUAUGUGAAGGGUUGUUUUACAAUCAGGCUACGCAAGCUAAAAAUCACAUUUAACACUUAUCUUCAAUAUCAAAAGGCUUGACUAAAUAAACUUGGUUGUUUAUUGUAGCCCUGUGAUAGCUCUAUUUACCAUGCAAAAAAAGUGUGGUGAUAACGUUAUUUUUGGUGAAUGUAUGGCAAUAUAUAUGUCAUAUUUAGCAAAAUUACUCGUGUCAUUUAGAAAAAGUGCUUUUUUUGACCACAGGUAGCUCCAAAAGGGAUGCACUUACAUCAUUCUUUAUACCAUAACAGUGGCGGCUGCUGGUUUUUAAAACAGGGGAAGCCCAUUUUACGCAUUCAUCGUAAAACCUGUAGGCCGGAUAUCAAAGCAUAGAAAGGUGUGCCCCAUUAGCAUAGGGAACUAGACAACCCUACCUAGUGGCAGAAAGUAUUUUUGCUUGUACAUUUCAUGUUAUAGUCUGGCUUGCCAGGCUAGUGCCUCAUAUCCUUAAUCAAAAAUAUCAAACAUCCAAAAAUCACUGGCUAUUCAACAAAGAGCCUUGAACAUCAUACGCUGAUAUGCAACACAGAGUCUUUAACACAACACCCAGCUGUGCAACACAUCCUUGAACAUCUUCUGCAACACAGUCUGGAAAUCCAUAACCAGGUGUACACUAUUAACUUGGAGUCUCGGUUUCUCCUGGUGCAAGGAGUACCUGCUAUCGGUGUGAUGACCGAACUGGUGCAACUUUUUGCACUUUAUGGAGUGAUUGAGGAAUAUAGAGUUCUUGAUGAAUAUCCUGCUGAACAAUUCACUGAAGUUUAUCUCAUAAAGUUCCAGAAACUUACAAGUGCAAGGGCUGCUAAGCGGAACACUGAUGAAAAAAGCUUCUACGGAGGGAUACUUCAUGUAUGUUAUGCUCCUGAAUAUGAGACUGUAGAAGACAUAAGAAAGAAGCUCCAUGACAGGAGGAGCUACGUGAACAGAGCAUGUAUAAAAUCCGCAUGUGAAAAGGAACCUACAGGAUCCAAAAAACCUGCAGAGUUGUCAGCACCGACAUCAUCUCCACGGGAGGAUGGAAACGGUGCUCCAACGGAGACUUCAAAUCCCAACACGUAUUCAGAGUGUCCACUGUUGCCCUUACCACCACAGGAAGAAGCCCCUCAGCAAUGUUUAUCUUCGAGGGGAUUUAAAUCACACAGUCAAACAAGUGUACCAACAGAGGAUAAGAUGGGAUCUCUACAUCAUUUCAUCCCAGAACUUUCCAGACAGACCUCAAAUUGGCCAAACUCAGCAUCUGCUGACCAGGAAGAAAGGAACGGGACUAAAAAAUCCAAAAAUCCUCCAUCCACUGUGCCAAGGUUUAUACCAAGGACAGCACAUUUGGAAAACCGAAAGAGGAAAAUGGAGGACAGUAUGGACUUGUUGGGAAUGUUGGACAAAAAUGCUCCUGUGUUUGGACCCAAGCUACCAGAACAACAGAGAAUGGACAUGGAAGAUGCUUCAUUAAACGUAACGGCCAACUUAAUCAGGCAAACAAUGGCAAAGGUUUCAUCAAUUCCCACAGAGACAAAGACCACCACCGCAAAGCCUCGGAGAAGAAUUUAAAUAUCACAUUCUACCGAUUCCUACAGAGUAACACAUUGUACAGGAGCUGAAUUUACAAGGUUUUAAAACCUUGUUAUGAAGGUAUUUUAGUGAUUUCAGGCCCCAGUGUGUCCUGAAAUGCAUGUUGCUCAAACGCCUGCACACACUGCAAAGCAAACAAAAAAGCAGAACAUUAGUGAACAACUUUUUGUAUAUUUCAAAAAUGAUGGCAAACUAUUGUGGUUUGUUUUUGUAUAAUUUUUAUGAAAGAUGAAAAUGAUUUGUAAUUUAAAGAUGCUUUCAAUUAAAUUGUAGAGCAUUUUUAAAAAUAGACAUGGCCACAUCAAACUGAGAUGAGCAUGCAUGCCCUGUUUGGGGCAUUGUCAGCUACUGGUUUUUACUUUAAUGGCCACCUGUCUUAAGCAAAGAGUUGUUUAGGAGGAAAUACAAGGCUUGUCAGUGUAUGGAAAACUGCAAUUAAAAAACGGGCUACAGGAGGCUGUUUAAGUGAAUGUAAGUACAUUCAUAACAUGUUUAAGUGCACUUUUUUUUUUUUACCUUUACAUCAGGAAGACAAGAUCCAAAAGCCUCUAAAAACAGAUUUUCAUCCAUCACAGUCUUUUCGAAGUCUGAAUAUGAAAGUCUGUUGUCAUGGUCGUGAUCCUGGACACCAACAUCAGUUACAGAAUAAACGUUACUUGAACUGUCA